Adineta steineri is the source of this 882-nucleotide messenger RNA. The record is from the annotation of a GenBank genome assembly. NCBI's taxonomy places the organism in Eukaryota, Metazoa, Rotifera, Eurotatoria, Adinetida, Adinetidae.
AUGCCACUAAUAUUAUUUUUUGGAGUUGGUGGCAAUCUAAUCAAUUGUGCUGUUUUUCUCCAAAAAACAUUACGUUCAAGUAGUUAUAGUGUGUAUUUGAUUGCAUCAACAGUUACUCACACGAUAUUAUUAAUAUUGGCCAUGUCUACGAAUUUAUAUUCUUUUGGUCAUACAAAUCCAAAUACAUAUUCAAUUGCCUAUUGCAAACUACGUAAUUAUUUCAUCAGUUCUCUUUUCAAUAUGUCUCGAACAUAUAUUGUUUUGGCAUCCGUUGAUCGUUAUGCUAUCUGUUCACCUUAUGCUAACAUACGAGCAUUUAGUCGUCGUCAAAUAGCAUUGAAACUCAUUCCAAUAGUUAUUGGCAUGUGGAUUUUCAUACCGAGUCAUAAUGUUAUUCUCUCUACGAUUCAAAAUAAUCAAUGUAUCAUGCCUGGUUUGUAUAAAGUUCUCUAUGCUGGAUAUGCUGUGAUUUGUGCUGCUAUUUUUCUACCAUCAUUUACGAUUACUUUUGGUCUAUUAGCUCGUCGUAAUCUGCGACUCAUGCGAAGACGGAUUGUACCCGCUGGUACUAUUGAAGGAUCACGUACGUUUAUCAAUAAGGUUGAUUACCAAAUCAUGAAGAUGUUAUUCGUGGAUGUGACUAUCUAUUGCAUUACAAUAUUUCCAUUUCCGAUCACGACUGUUUACGGAGUUAUUACAAUGAAUACAAUCAAGAGUACAGAUCGUGCAGCCAUUGAUAAUUUUUUGUCACUUCUCGCUGGUUCAAUUUUACAAUAUUUGAAUGUUUCAUCAGCAAUGUAUUCAAAUUUCAUCACUUCUGUAGCUUUUCGAGAAGAAUUAAAGAAGCUGACCAUGCAUUGCAUUAGAGUUGGAAAUCGAUAG